Plodia interpunctella (Indianmeal moth) is the source of this 3724-nucleotide messenger RNA. RefSeq names its product Outer segment 4 (gene Oseg4). Gene Ontology annotation, molecular function: protein binding. Gene Ontology annotation, cellular component: non-motile cilium; intraciliary transport particle A. Bases 263 to 3373 code for a protein of 1036 amino acids. The record is from RefSeq and is a predicted model, not a curated record. Lineage: Eukaryota; Metazoa; Arthropoda; Insecta; Lepidoptera; Pyralidae. The transcript is spliced from 22 exons. Gene Ontology annotation, biological process: intraciliary retrograde transport; protein localization to cilium; non-motile cilium assembly.
GUUUGUUGUCAUAGUAACGAAUUUUGAAGAAAUGCAAAACAAAACAAAAUAAAUAAGAUUAUGAAAUUACAUUUUAAUUUUCAUCCUUUUUCUUAUUUGACGGAUAAAUAUCCUAAGAUCGUUAAAUUCACCACACUGAAAAGUUGAAAAAUGCAUAGUUUAAGUGAAGAUUGAUAUUCUUUUCUUAGUAAUAAGGAGUAAAGUAGCUGCCGCUGCCGGGUUCAUUCAUUUAUGUGAAUAUUACUAUAGUGGUGCCUUCAACAUGUUUAUUUAUAUGAGUAAAAAGAUAGCUAUACCUAAGCAGUCAAAUGUGUCAUGCCUAGCAUGGAACCAUUCUUCUGGAUACAUAGCAGUGGGUGGUGAAGAUGGGAUGCUAAAAGUUUUAAAGUUAGAAUCUGGUGGCGGUGGAAAUUUGUCAAUGAAUCUUAGUCUGGAAGGUCACACUGGGCAGCUCUGUGUAGCCAUUUGGAAUGAAGUUUUUCAGAAAUUGACCACAAGUGAUGAACAUGGUGUUAUAAUUGUAUGGAUGCUGUACAAGGGAUCUUGGUAUGAAGAGAUGAUAAAUAACAGAAACAAAUCAACUGUAACAAGCAUGGCAUGGGGUUCUGAUGGACAAAAAAUAUGUAUUGCAUAUGAAGAUGGUGCUGUCAUUGUCGGCUCUGUGGAUGGGUCUCGUGUUUGGGGCAAGGAUAUCAAAGGGCCUGGCUUAGCAGCAGUCCAGUGGUCACCAGAUAAUUCAUUACUACUGUUUGCUCUCACUAAUGGAGAACUUCAUUUGUAUGAUGAUCAAGGAAAUUUUACUAUGCCUGUUGUUGUCAAUGGUGUAACAGGAUCUAUGGAAAUUAUAUCAAUGGACUGGUAUGCCGGCACUGCUCCACCCAACAGGCCUGUAUUAGCAAUAUGCUGUAAAAAUGGGUCUAUAAUUUUGAUGAAAAACUGUAUAGAGGAAGAUAGUGUGGUGGUUGAGACCAACAUUGUGGCUGUCGACUGUCGUUGGAACCAUAAUGGUACAAUUCUGGCUGCGGCCGGUUGCACUGCAGAUCAAACCAAUGUUGUGCAAUUUGUCAAUGCGUAUGGAGAGCAUGUACGUACUUUACGAGUACCUGGAGGCUCUCUGCGAGCCUUGUCUUGGGAGAAGAGAUCACUACGUUUAGCUAUCGCCAUAGAUUCCUUCAUAUAUUUUGCAAACGUUAAACCCGACCACAGAUAUGCCUUUUAUGGAAACACCCUUGCUUUUGUAUCUGGCACUGAAACUGUGACCUUCUGGGACACUGUUACCCACCAGUUCUGGGUCAACCACAUACCUAAUGUUGUGGAUAUGUGCGGUGUAGGCGAAUACUGCGUUAUAGCAACAUUAAAUACACUUAUUAUAUCAAAUGAGCAAGGAAUCCAAUGCGAUGCUAAAGCAGUGUCCAUACCCGUGAUGUACGUAGGAAUCAACCGCAAAGCUAUUGUGGUCGCUGCUUCUAAAGAAUCUUUUCUCAUUUGGAAGUUUUCCACACCUUCACGACCAAAGAGUACAGAGCAGCUAUACCACGCUGAUGGCUCGCUGAUAUCGUCGGAUAUAGGAUAUCAAGAAGACACAAUUUGCUGUAUUACGUGCUCGGACACGCAUUUAGUAUUGGGGCGCGAAUCUGGACUUAUUUUGCUGUUUUCCUUGGUCAAUUUCAAAAAGGUCACUUCUAUCAAUAUGAAUUCUAAGCCGUAUAAGAUGGGGCUGAAUUCAAAUUCUAACAAAUUCUACGUUAUCGACCAGUCCGGGUCACUGUACUUGUUAGACACAGACAUGGCCAACAACGUGAGCAUAGGUCAAGCGGUCCGCAAGGACGUGUGGAGCGCUUUGUGGGCGGCCGACAAUCCGCAGCUGCUGUGUGUCGCGGAGAAAGCGCGCCUCUAUGUGCUGCGAGACUCGGAGCCCGAGGAGCCGCUCACUAUGCAGGGAUACAUGUGUAGAUUCAAGGAGUUGGAGAUUACCACUGCUUUAUUAGACAAUAUUACGGAUAAAUGUACGCCGCAACAUAUUGCGCGUGUCGAGGUGAAAUCCUUAAGGGAUACGCGUCAACUCAUCGAAAAGGUUGGCUUGAAGGAGGCUGAAAACUUCAUAAAGGAUAACCCGCAUCCACAGUUAUGGUUAUUACUAGCGGAAGCGGCGCUUAAGAAAUUUGAGACGGAAUCCGCAUUGGAGACAGCCGAGGCCGCGUUCGUGCGUCGCAACGAUUACGCCGGCAUCAGAUUUGUGGCGAGGCUGAACGCGUUGCACUCAAACGCACUGAAAAAAGCGGAAAUCUUAGCUUAUUUCAAAGAUUUCGACGGCGCUGAAAAGAUAUAUCACAAUGAAGAUAGACGGGAUUUAGCAAUAGCACUGCGCAAGCGCCUGGGUCACUGGUUCCGAGUAGUGGAGCUGCUGAAGAUGUCGGCCAGCACCACGGACGCGCAGGUCAAGCAAAUAUACAGCAACAUCGGGGACUACUACAUCGACAGACAGAACUGGUCAGGAGCUGUGGAAUAUUAUUCAUUGUCAAAUAACAUCGAGGGGCUGAAAAAGUGUUAUAUGGCGCUUGAAGACAACGAAUCGUUGUCAAAACUGUAUACAGGAUCAUCCAAACCGACUAAGGAUGGAGUAAAACACAAUUUAGGAGAUGUUAGUGACAACAUUACUGAAACGCCAUCAAUUCCAGGAAUUAUACAGCUAAAAGAGUCUGGCAGGAUGUUGCAGGCCGCGGCGAUGACGCUUCAGUUAGCGAACUCCGAAGCAGCUUCUAAAGCAUCUCCAGUUCGAAUAAAGAAAUUGUAUAUUCUGGCGGGCCAUUUGUACAGCCAGAAUUCAGUUGAUGGAGCGAAAAGCCGCGAAGCAGUCCGCAGCUACCGGCUGGCGGGCGCGCAGCACUGGCUGGCGGCGGCCGCGCGCCGCGCCGCGUCGCCCGCGCGCUCCGACGUCGCGCUGCGUUUCGCCGCGCGCCUCACUCACUGCGCCGCUGAACUCCAUCCCGCACAACAUAUACAGGUGUGGUGCACAGUUGCAGCAAUAGCUAUUCAAGCAAGAGCAUUCGAAUUAUGUUCAAAAGCAUUUAUUAAACUGGAAGCCCUAGAUCCAAAUACUUUUGAAAACUUGGCGAUUGAAGUAUUCACGAGAUGCAGACCGAAAGAUGCUAAGGGAAAUAAAAUAGACUGUCCAGAUUGUCAAAUUAAUAUGCCCGAAUGGAGUACAAUGUGUGCGGGAUGCGGGCGCGUUUUCCCGGGGUGCGCAGUUUCUGGGCGGGCUCUGUCCGCGCCGCACGCGGCGUGGACGUGCGGCGUGUGCAGCGCCAGCGCGCAGCACCACGACCUCGUGCUGCGGCACACCUGUCCCAUGUGCCGCGCGCCGCUCGACUGAGAUCUGCUCUUAUUGCGGUUACGUCUUGCCGCCAUUGUGAUCUCUGUAGCGCAAGACAUCCGAGCCGUGCGAUGUAGUAUAGUAACUUCAACCGGCACCGCCUUCUGCGAUUGAAUAGUCUGAUUCACUAUUCUGGGUAAUGUCAAAAACGAGGAUUGGUUCCAAUUGGAGUUUUCACAAGGUACAAAAAGAGACAAAAUUCGCGACAUCACUUCUGAAAUUUUUCGCAAAUUUUGGAUCAUUCAGGAUUUGUUAAAAAGCAGUUUCUAUUCAGAAUUCAGCAACCCAUUCCGUCCAAAUAAGAUAAGUAAUGAUAAAAUGUUUGUUGCAAUAUUAUAAUAUUAAUAAAAG